Dictyostelium discoideum AX4 is the source of this 399-nucleotide messenger RNA. RefSeq lists its product as hypothetical. The transcript has a single exon. The coding region runs from base 1 to 399 and encodes 132 amino acids. NCBI's taxonomy places the organism in Eukaryota, Evosea, Eumycetozoa, Dictyosteliales, Dictyosteliaceae. The record is from RefSeq and is a predicted model, not a curated record.
AUGUUAUCAAUUCAAUUGGGUAAUAUUCAAGUUUUAAAUUUCUUUUUAAACUAUCCAACUUUUAAAAACUCUGAAAUAAUACAAUUCGAUUCGACCGUUUCAAAUAAUUAUAAUAUGAAAAAGAAUUCCCUUGAAAUUAAUUCAAAUCAAAUUUGUCAUCUUAUUAUCAAUAAUAGAUUAGAGAUUUUAAAAUACCUAUACAAAGAAAGGUUAUUGGGAAUUUCUGAUUUUCAAGAUUUCUCACUUGAUACUCGUGCAAAUUCAACCAUUUCCAGAAAAUCCAUAUUUUCUACUCUUUUACAAAAAGAUAAUUAUACUUUCUUUGCAAAUUAUCUGUAUCAGUUUUUAUAUCACCAUCAAAUAUUAUAUUACCUGAAAAAUUAUUUUAUUUUAUAUUAA